GGUACAGCGCCGCCCGCCGCUCGAGCAGCGUGCUUGGCCCCCUCGACCGCCAUCGACAGCCAUCGACGGACCCUGGUCGUCGCGCAAAUGUCGGCCAGAUGCCUUCCCCUAUGAAACCGCUGCUGCACUCGACGGCACUUCACCUGCAAUUUGCGACAGCGCUGCGUUGUCUCCUCUGUAGCCUACAGUGCCCGUCAUCGUGACCACGCGUCGCUUCGAUCAGCACAGCAGGCCCUGCACCACGAUAGGUACCGGAGAAAUCCUGCAUGCAUCUCUCUCGAUCCGUCUUCGCCACGAGGCGUCUCCCCUACCGUCAUCCAACUGCAGGUGCAGGAUCCAUGCACGGACCACAUCUUUAACUCUACCAUCUACCAUCCCUAACUCGCGAGUCAAGCAUCGACAGUUCCCUUCAGGAGAGCAAACUAGGCACCGCUGCCGUUUGCCCCGGGUGAACCAUUCUGUUUGCCACAAUGGAGACCACUAGUUUGGUGAACGCCUUCAGAUGUCUGCCGACCAAUGACUCGAGGCAGCAAGCUCUUGGAGCUCUCAUGAAUGAACUGACCCCGUACGAGUGGAGAACACUGCAGUCCAUCACCAGCGCUCGCUCUUUUCAAGUCGACAUUGUUGGGCGGCUCCCGGUAGAGCUGGUACCUCAGAUCUUCUCCUACCUGGACGUUGCCACACCGUACCGCCUGCAGCUCGUCUCCAGACGAUGGUGCCACAUCUUGCGGAGUCUUGAUGUGCUCAAAAGAAGUUUGAAUGGUUGGUACCAUGGCACAGUCGACCUCCAAGGCGCCGAUUACGCCUUGUACGAGCGCAAAGCACAAGAUAUUCAGGCGUUUCGUACCGGCAAUCCAAGAAGCCGCUUCAUGAUCAAGUUUAGUGAUGACGCAUCGUAUCCUGUUCUAUCCGGCAACACUCUGAUCUGGCGUCCACCACAAGUCAAACGGCUGAUGUAUGCACUCGAUCUGAGCACGUGGCGCCUUACUACUUUAAGAGGAGCAGCCCGGGAAUAUAUAUCCAAAUCCUUUGUGUCGGAUCAGCUCGUGGCAUUCGUGACUAUGACCAACGUCUUCUACGUUUCUGAGCUGAAUGGACAAGGUCAAAGGAGCUUCACACUGCCAAGUUGUGAGUAUUGUAACGCUGUCACCAUUCGUGGACGCACAGUCGCGUGUGCAACACACUUCGAUGACCGUGUUUUUGUAUACAUCUGGGACUAUGAUACCCAACAGGGAAAAUCGUUUGACAUACGUCGCCCAUCACCUCUUGUCAAACCAUGCGAUGGAAGUGGCCAUAUUUCCGAUUUUACUCCUGGCAUCAAGCUUCUGGUCCAGCCAGAGAGCAAGAGCAUCAUCAUCGUCAGCGACAAUUACUGCUUUUUUGGGCAAGUGGUGAACACGCAUUCUCCGUCCGGUGUUUCGCCCAGCAGACCACCAACGCACAUAAUGUGUAGUCGCUUCUCAUACACAGGCGAGUGUAUCCAGGCUCCACAUACAAUCUUAACACAAUGCAAUCUCGACCUGGAUAGCUUCAUCCCCAUAGGCCUAUGUGGGUUGUUUGAGAUUUCUGUCCAUGUAACAGGACCGGGCAUCUUUGGGAAUACCACCUGUGUCCGUAUGUUAUUUGACGAGCAUCUCGGCAGAUUCACAGAUGCAAGAUGUCCUUUGACUGGAGCCAUGUCAGAGUCUUCUCAGUAUGUGGCCUGUUGGAACGAUACAUCCUACAAAACCUGGAUCCGUGAUAUUAAUGGGGAAACACAAGUUCUGGAAUUCGGAGGGACAAAUGACUACCCGGACUCCAAGCCUCUAGAUUGUAUACCCAGCCGUUUCGUCGAGUCCAGAUACGGAUGUCCAAACACUCAUACUUUGAUGUUAUUAAACGAUCGAUACGUCAUUCGUACAGGCACCUUUGCCUUUCGUGUAUUUUGCUUUGACGAAAGUAGUGAACGUCCAAAGCAGAGCGGACCUUUGUUUGAUUUUGGAACAAUUAUAGUCGACGACGACGGGGAGGAUCUGACAGUAGCUUUACCACAUAGUUGAUAUGAGCAAGCUGUAGACCAACCAAUGAAAGAGACAGUUACAGUGCUCCCUGCAUGGAUAUCUUUCGAGAAGCAAGUUACUACAAUAGCCGUAUUCUAGAAAGUGGAAGAACAGUAACGUCUUGGGCGAUGAUAUAUUUCCUGCACUUACAAUGUUCU
This is a messenger RNA of Dothidotthia symphoricarpi CBS 119687, 2197 nucleotides long. RefSeq lists its product as uncharacterized. The transcript has 4 exons. Lineage: Eukaryota; Fungi; Ascomycota; Dothideomycetes; Pleosporales; Dothidotthiaceae. Gene Ontology annotation, molecular function: protein binding. The record is from RefSeq and is a predicted model, not a curated record. The coding region runs from base 471 to 2039 and encodes 522 amino acids.